GUCUCCGUUCUAUACGUCGCCUUGUUGUACAUUCCUGCGAUCCAAGCAGCUCAAGGGCCUCACUGCGUUGCUACCUUAAUCACAACGAGCAUUGAACUCCGAGCAAAAUGUCGCUCUUCAAAACGUUCUCGCCAGCCAAAGGCGACAUCGCCUCCUCGACCGCAGUGAAGUCGUCUGUGCAGCGUGGCAUGCGGUCAAAGCUCUUGGAACAAUACCCUGACACGCUUGGGAAGGACGAGGGUGUGCUGCUGGAGCAGAUUUGGCCCAAAAAGGAAGGUAUUAUCCUCGUGAAAUUCAGCCGGGAGCACGUAUCAAUACUAGUGCACAACAAAGAACCAAUCUUCUUUCAGCACUUUGAUGGGCCAUAUUUUCCAACCAUGCAGCUGUUACAAAAAUACCCAUUCAUAAUGCCAAGCGUCCAGGUAGACCGCGGUGCCAUUCGCUUCGUACUCUCGGGUGCAAACAUCAUGUCACCAGGGUUGACAUCUGCAGGCGGGCGGUUACCGGAGGCCGACAAGGCCCUGCCGGCCAACGCGCCAGUGGCAAUCUUUGCGCAAGGAAAAGAGCACCCAGUGGCGGUUGGGCUGCUUAAGAUGAGCACCGAAGAUAUCAGACAAGCCGGGAAAGGGAUUGGUAUAGAUAACAUUCACCACAUCGGCGACGACCUGUGGGCUGCGUGUGCGGCAGGUGGACUGUAAUGCCUAAAUCCCGCGAUCGGUAAAGUGACAGGCUGCACCCAAAUCAAUAAAAGGUGAUCUAUCGGUGAUGCAAUAAAAGAUACAUUUCGCCAUGCCAUGGCUCAGCCUUGCACAUGCGCCUGCCCCACUUGCUCAUGUUGCUCCUUUCCCCACUCUGCGUACACCCUCCGAGCGCGCAGCUUGAGCGCUUCGAAGCUGUCUACUGCGGGCCGGACGUCCAGGUUAAAUGCAGCCUCAUCUUCGUCAGGGUCAGAUGGCGCUUCGUAGUAGUCGAUGACGUAUCGGAUUUG
Molecule: messenger RNA, 988 nt
Organism: Tilletiaria anomala UBC 951
Lineage: Eukaryota; Fungi; Basidiomycota; Exobasidiomycetes; Georgefischeriales; Tilletiariaceae
Exons: 4
Coding region: 108-698 (196 amino acids)
Biological process (GO): formation of translation preinitiation complex
Molecular function (GO): RNA binding
Source: RefSeq, a predicted model, not a curated record